AUGGCCGACGAAGGAUUGAUCAGCAACCUCGAUGAGGCGUGGAACAUCAACUACGAGGACCUCGACUUUGGCAAGGAGAUUGGCAAGGGCGGCUUUGGUUCUGUCUACGAAGGCGAAUAUUUUGGCACACCCGUCGCCAUCAAAAAGAUUGUGGAAGAGGACCCAGAUGGUCUGCUGUACCUGGAGCGCGAGGUGAACGUGCUCAAGGGCAUGCGCCAUCCCAACAUCGUCCAGUUCAUCGGUAUCGCCGUGCACGAGGGUGCGCUGUUCAUCAUCACCGAGUACGUGGACAACGGCAACCUGCGCAAGUUCCUCAAAGACUCGAAGAUCAGCAUGCCUUGGGCCAUGCGCGUUAAUCUUGCACACGACAUCGCUUGCGCCAUGGCAGACUUGAAGAGCAAGAACCUCCUCGUCGGCGACAACUGGCGCCUGAAGAUCUGCGACUUCGGCUUUGCGCGGGUGAAUGCGUCCAACCGGCCGAUGACGCUGUGCGGCACCGACGACUGGAUGGCGCCGGAGAUGAUCAUGGGCUUCCAGUACGACAACAAGGUGGACGUGUUCUCCUACGGCAUCGUGCUGUGCGAGCUCAUCACGCGCGCCAAGAUCUCCGACCACCUCCAGCGAAAGCCGCAGGAGGCGUUCGGCCUCAACGUGAGCCAGCUCGAGAAGCUCAUUCCCGGCGACUGCCCGCCCGAGUUCGCGCAGGUGGCCAUCGAUUGCUGUGGAUAUGAGCCGUCGGCGCGUCCCUCGUUCAAGGACGUCAUCAGGCGCCUCAAGCCCAUCAUGAAGACCCUCCCGCCAUGGAACCCCCUCGGCCACGCCCACCGCCGCGCCGCCGGCCCCCUACUCCCCCCUGCUGCGCCCAAGCCGGCACCUGCUACCGCCGCAGCUCCCGCGGCUGGCGGGUUUGACGCCAACGGCAACCCAAGGUCCUCCGUCCGCUACGCAGGUGUGCGCCUGAAGAAGACCGGCGGCCAUGGCCUGUGGUAA
Molecule: messenger RNA, 990 nt
Organism: Acanthamoeba castellanii str. Neff
Lineage: Eukaryota; Discosea; Longamoebia; Acanthamoebidae
Product: Serine/threonine kinase
Exons: 9
Coding region: 1-990 (329 amino acids)
Biological process (GO): protein phosphorylation
Molecular function (GO): ATP binding; protein kinase activity
Source: RefSeq, a predicted model, not a curated record